AUGUCUCAGGGCCAGCAAUCCAGUCCCAACCAGCCCGCCUCAUCCAAAGGUGGUUCCUCCGUGACUGCCGAGUCUCCAGAAGCAAGAUCAGAUGACUGGACCGACGUGAAAGACCCCGGCGAAAGACGGAAGAUUCAGAAUAAGCUUGCACAAAGAAGAUUUCGCGACAAGAUAAAGGAGCAGAAAGAGGAGACUGAGCGGAACGCAGAGAACCAACGAAGAGCUGGAAGUUCAUACGCAUCGCCAGAGCCAGAAAACAUCGAUACGAGUCAAUCACUAUCUGGUUUACCGUGGGGCGGCAUCUCGAUAAAGCACAUUGUUGAGAAGGGAAAGAGCAAAGAACAAAGAUCUCAGCAGAAUUCUCGCGAGAGUUCUAUACAUGAAAGCGCAUCCUAUACCGGAGGAACACACCCAUGA
Alternaria burnsii is the source of this 417-nucleotide messenger RNA. RefSeq lists its product as uncharacterized. Gene Ontology annotation, biological process: regulation of DNA-templated transcription. NCBI's taxonomy places the organism in Eukaryota, Fungi, Ascomycota, Dothideomycetes, Pleosporales, Pleosporaceae. The transcript has 2 exons. The record is from RefSeq and is a predicted model, not a curated record. Bases 1 to 417 code for a protein of 138 amino acids. Gene Ontology annotation, molecular function: DNA-binding transcription factor activity.